Scomber japonicus (chub mackerel) is the source of this 824-nucleotide messenger RNA. It is a transcript of the gene exosc3, whose product is annotated as exosome component 3. The record is from RefSeq and is a predicted model, not a curated record. Lineage: Eukaryota; Metazoa; Chordata; Actinopteri; Scombriformes; Scombridae. The coding region runs from base 37 to 771 and encodes 244 amino acids. Gene Ontology annotation, biological process: TRAMP-dependent tRNA surveillance pathway; exonucleolytic trimming to generate mature 3'-end of 5.8S rRNA from tricistronic rRNA transcript (SSU-rRNA, 5.8S rRNA, LSU-rRNA); nuclear polyadenylation-dependent rRNA catabolic process. The transcript is spliced from 4 exons. Gene Ontology annotation, molecular function: RNA binding. Gene Ontology annotation, cellular component: nuclear exosome (RNase complex); cytoplasmic exosome (RNase complex).
GUAAACAUCACAUGUGAGCGAGGCUGAACUCUUGAGAUGUUUUCCUGUUUGAAACAUAAAGUCGGGGAGGUUUUGUUACCGGGAGAUGAUUUCAGCUUCCAGCCGGAGGACACCAUCUCUCUGACGGACACCGUGAAACCGGAGAAGGUGGUGUGUGGACCGGGACUGCGGCGGAGCGGAGACCGGCUGCUGGUGUCUAAGAGCGGCGUGCUGAGACACAAACAACCCAACAUGUUCUGGAUAGACUCCCAGCAGAAGAGGUACGUCCCGGCUAAGGGAGAGACGGUGAUCGGCAUCGUGACGGUGAAGUCGGGAGACGUGUUUAAAGUCGACUGUGGCGGCAGCGAGCAGGCGUCUCUGUCCUACCUCGCCUUCGAGGGGGCGACCAAGAGGAACAGACCCAACGUCCAGGUGGGGGAUCUGGUGUUCUCUCAGUUCGUGAUAGCCAAUAAGGACAUGGAGCCGGAGCUGGUGUGUGUGGACAGUUCGGGACGAGCCAAUGGGAUGGGAGUAUUCGGAGGAGGCGGGCUUCUGUUCCGAGUGUCUCUGGGACUCGUCCGAAGACUGCUGGCCCCCCAGAGCCCCCUGCGGGCCGAGCUGCAGCAGCUGUUCCCUCAUGAGUUGGUGAUCGGGAUGAACGGCCGUCUGUGGGUGAAAGCGUCCAGCGUGCAGCAGACGCUCAUCAUCGCUAACCUGCUGGAGAGCUGCGAGAACAUGACGAGCGAGCAGAGACGCACGCUGUUCAGGAAGGCAGCACAGGGGGCGCUGUAGACACACACACACACACACACACACACACACACACAUAGACACACACACACACA